Messenger RNA from Colletotrichum higginsianum IMI 349063, 2232 nucleotides. RefSeq names its product Nitrogen assimilation transcription factor nit-4. Lineage: Eukaryota; Fungi; Ascomycota; Sordariomycetes; Glomerellales; Glomerellaceae. Gene Ontology annotation, molecular function: DNA-binding transcription factor activity, RNA polymerase II-specific; zinc ion binding; DNA binding. The transcript is spliced from 4 exons. Bases 1 to 2232 code for a protein of 743 amino acids. Gene Ontology annotation, biological process: DNA-templated transcription; regulation of DNA-templated transcription. The record is from RefSeq and is a predicted model, not a curated record.
AUGACUUUCAUGAAGGGGGAGAACAAGUCAGCCUUGGAGGAAGCUGCUGAAGUCGCUGCCCAGAAAACAAUUCCUUCUCGCACCCCAACAUCCAGUCCCGGCAGCAAGCCACAAGUGAGGCAUAGGGCCUCUGUUGCAUGCGCCUCCUGCCGCGACAGGAGGAUUCGGUGUGUGGUUCCGAAGGGCGAGUCCGAGUGCAUUCAGUGUAAAAAGGCCAGCAGCGAGUGCAUCAUCAAGAAUGACGACGAGCGGCGACGGCCAAUAUCGAGGGCAUACAUGUCCUCCCUGUCCAACCGUAUCGCCAUGCUCGAGCACAUGCUUCUGGACAAUGACAUACAACCCCCUCCAGCAGUACAUCCCCCAAAAUCGAGACAUGAGGCCACAGGACCCUCAAAACAGUCAGACGAACAACGGAAAAUCCUGGCUAAAAAACCCAUCGGUCCGGAGGCCUCUUCUCUGUCAGAUUCAGGGAGCGAAGACUGCACGGCACAAGAUGGCGACCUUGCCGAAGUCGCGUCGGUCACAAGAUCGGGAUUGUGGCCAGUGUUAAAGAAUCAAUCUUCUUGCACAACCGAACCGAACCAGGAAGAUGUUACCCACCGUUUUCUGUCGACGAGAGGAAAUCUGUCAUUUGAUCAGCUUUCUGGACAGCUACGUUUUUUCGGGCCUACGGCUAACUUUCAUUUGUAUCGAAUCGAAUCCGGCGACCAGCUUCAGUGUCGCCAGCCGUCGGAACAGGUUGGUCGAGCCCAGAGCUAUCUCCGGACCCUCAACAGCGCGACCCACGACUACCUCAUGAGUAACUUCUGGACGCAUUACGACAGCACGCUUCGAACCAUACCUAGAGAGUCGUUUGAAUCUGCCCUGGAGUUGCAAAACCGAAAGUUUUACUCAUCAUUCCUGCAUGUUUCAAUCCUAGCCAUAGGGUUCCGCUUUGCUGAUCCCUCCCGAGAAGAUGUCAAGCAGAUGGCAAUGGGAACCCGGGAGAGCAGCCUGCACAGAGAGGCCAAAACUAUGGCUGAAUCAGAACUUGAGCAGCCUGGCGGCAUUCCUAGCGUACUGGCUCUCCUACUUCUCGGCGAUCUGGAGUGCGGCGUUGGCAGAGAUAACUCUGGUUGGAUGUAUACGGGAAUGGCCAUCAGGUUGGCUUUCGACAUUGGGCUUCACAUCGACUGCCGUGACAACGGCAUGAGCGAACAGGAGGUCGACAUCCGUCACAUGGCAAUGAGAGCCUGCGUAUUAUAUGACAAGUAUUGGGCGCUGUUUCUUGGUCGGCCAACGAGUAUUAAACAUCGAGACAUUGACCUCGAUUUGCACUCCAGGCGGUUUUCUAAGCCGAGUUCCCCCAAGGAAUGGCCCGGGGUUGCCGACAAAGCAGACAAUGUUGAAGAGAUCCAGACCCAUCUCGUAGAACUGAUGGAACUCUCAAGUCGCAUCGCUGAAAUGAGAGGCAAACCUCAAACCCACGACAUCACUCAUGUAGACGGUGAUGACAAGUGCAAUGGAAGCAGCGAUGAAAAAGACGCCGCGUAUUUCCAUGCCAUCGAAAUCGAGCGUCGACUUCGAGAUUGGCACAGGCGAUUACCGGAACAUCUGCAAUGGAAAUCUGCCAACAUCGAACACGCCGCUCUCAACUACUUUCUUCUGCAUCAGCAGUAUCAUGUUUCCAUGGUAUUGCUUCAUCGUCCGUGGGCGGAAUAUGAUCGGAAGACCGGCGACGAGAUGAGCACCGGUCAGUACGCAAUUCCAGGUCCAAGCUCAGACUCAAGAGACGCCUCACUUCAGCACCGCAAAUUCUCUCCAGAGACCAACGGCCCCUGUACGAGUAUAGAAGCCAACAGGAUGUCGUCUUCUCGUCAAGUAUGCAGCUUUCACGCGAUGUGCGUAGCAAAGAUCUUCUGGCAACACCGCCAGAGAUUCGACGGUACCAAGAUCUUCAUCACGGGCGUCCAGCACGCUGGCACAGCCGCUAUUGCCUUGAUAGCAGCAUCCACGUACCGUCGCCGCGCGCCAGAAAGUCGAACGUAUCUCAGGGGCCUAGAGAUAUUGGCCAGUGCCAUCAGUGACAUGGGUCAAUCGUACCAACCGGCGGCAUGCAUGGAAAACCUUCUGAAGGAGGUUCUUUUGAAGCUCCGAAACGACAUCGGGGACCCUGCUGACCUUUCUCCGCCACUUGUUACAUUGCUUGGUAGCGGAAAAUGGGUCUUCGCAAAGUUGCUUUGCUGUCGGUAA